AUACUGUAUUAGCUCAAGUGCCUAGGUUUAGUGAAUAGUGUUUAGCUUAGUACUGAAUCAUGCGCAUGGUGGAUAUGUCUUCUAUUUGAACUAUAUUAAUUUCGAUUAAACCUGAAUAAGCGAUGGAUAAAAUUGCAAAUUUGUUCAGAAAAAAGAACGAUUCAAAUCAAAUACUUAACAAAAGUACCUACUCUCUGGUGUCAUGUGGGGAGCUCACGCCUGACACGCUUAAAUCAUGGAUGAAGCUUCCGGAAGAAGUCAAAUGCGAUCCUUACAUGGAACAGAUAAGGAAGAAAGUGGAACAAAUCGAAACCAAUGGCAAAACAGAUCACAAUGAAUGUAGACGACGUUCAGAAAUAUCCAAUUCCGAACCAGAUAUGAGGCAAAUUGAAGAACUGCCGUUUAUUGAUGAUGUUAGCGUUAAAAUAUCUAACAACAGAGACGUACUAGAGGAAACGGAAGACAAUGGUCACAAUACGCGACAUCGACCGCAAAAUGAUUCCCAGAUAAAACGUACAAAAUAUUACGUUAAAAUGACAAUACUCCUCGGCUGCUGGACUUUCUUCACCGCGGUCUUCCUCACGUGCAACGAAAAAGAGGAAAUCUUCAGAAACACCGCAGUGAGUCUUACUGAAGAAAAAUCUUAUCACAUAGACGCAAAAAGCAAUUCCGUACAAAUAAAGUUAUCUGGGCCAUUCCUGUCUGAACAAGCAGAGAAGAAGCUUAAUUCAAGCCAAAUAAUAAACUCCCCCAAAUUGAUCGUCUGGUUUGAGAAUCUUGAAAAUGAUACGACGGUCGAGGCUACAGAAGCUUGGGAAAUAAUCCUCCAACCAAAAAUAGAUCUUAAUGAAGGAGAAUUAAGAACAAAAGUAUUUAAUACUAAGCAACGUCUGUCAAACUAUACGAUGCGCGUGCGCACAAAUGUAGCACAAAUAGUCCCUUUCACUAUGACCUACACGAAUGAUCCUCUGGACAUCAACCAAGGGGUGAUAUUCGCUGUUGUGUUAUUGUGUGGACUUUAUAUAUUGAUUAUAUUUGAGGUUAUUAACAGGACAAUGGCGGCAAUAACUGUGUCGACGUGUUCACUGGCUGCGCUAGCCCUAGUGGGGGAGAGACCGACCCUCACGGAACUAGUCUCCUGGCUGGAUAUUGAAACUCUACUUCUGCUCUUCAGCAUGAUGAUCCUUGUCGCCAUCAUGGCUGAGACCGGGAUAUUUGAUUACUUGGCGGUUUUUACUUUCGAAGUAACAAAAGGCAGACUUUGGCCGUUAAUUUACCUGCUUUGUAUAAUAACAGCUGUGCUGUCAACUUUCUUGGACAACGUCACCACGGUGCUUCUCAUGUCUCCUGUAACCAUUAGAUUAUGUGAGGUGAUGGACUUGGACCCUGUACCGAUUUUGAUGUUCAUGGCGAUAUACAGUAACAUAGGAGGCACGGCUACCCCUGUGGGUGAUCCGCCGAACGUCAUCGUCGCCUCGAAUAAAGCUGUGAUACAAUCUGGUAUAAAUUUCACGAACUUUACAGCACACAUGUCUUUGGGUAUUUUAUUAGUCUGUGUACAAACAUCUCUUCAAAUAAGGUUUAUGUUCAGAGACACAAGUAAACUACGCCAAAGGGUCCCUAGAGAAAUACAGGAUCUCCGCCACCAAUUAUCAAUAUGGCGUCGAGCUGCAGACUCCUUACCGCAUUUGAGCGAAGGCGUCAACGUUGUCAGGGAAAGAUUGGAAAGGAAAAUCACGAAGCUGACCCUCAAAUUGAACAAAAUUGUCAAGGAAAGUGGUAAAAGGGCGUGCCCAAAAGACACCUUCCAAAGGACGUUGGAAGAAUUAAAAAAUAAGUACAAAAUCCGUGACCGCGUUCUCCUCCUCAAGUCGGCAGUCGCCAUCGCAUUCGUCGUAACAGUUUUCUUUCUGCAUUCCAUUCCUGAACUGAAUCGCGUAUCGUUGGGAAUGACAGCCCUUUUGGGCGCCAUUUUGCUCCUGACGCUCGCCGACCGAGAGGACCUGGAGCCGAUACUGCAUCGAGUCGAAUGGUCCACGUUACUGUUCUUCGCGUCGCUGUUUGUGCUUAUGGAGGCUUUAUCGAAACUUGGCCUGAUAUUAUACAUCGGAGGUUUAAUGGAAAAGUUUAUAUUGAAAGUCGAUGAAAGUGCCAGGCUAAGUGUUGCCAUUAUGCUCGUAUUAUGGGUAUCAGGUACUAUAUCAGCGUUCGUUGACAACAUACCGCUUACCACCAUGAUGGUGCGCGUGGUAAUAUCCAUCGGGAACAACCCGAACUUGAAUCUUCCCAUGUCACCGCUGAUAUGGGCCUUAUUGUACGGUGCAUGUUUGGGAGGUAACGGUACCCUUAUCGGCGCAAGUGCAAACGUGGUCUGCGCGGGAGUCGCCGAACAGCACGGCUACAAGUUUACAUUCCUACAUUUCUUUAAAGUCGGCUUCCCGAUCAUGAUUGGCCAUUUAAUAGUUUCCUCGUUUUAUUUACUCGUGUGCCAUUGUAUUUUUACUUGGCAUUAAUUUAUUAUCUGUGCAUAUCGUGAAUUUUAAAAGGAUUUAAUAAAAAUAUUGGAAAUAGAUUUUGGCUUAGUUAAAUAGACUACUGUCCAGAAAUAACAAUCG
Vanessa atalanta (red admiral) is the source of this 2615-nucleotide messenger RNA. RefSeq names its product P protein-like. The transcript has 17 exons. Bases 123 to 2513 code for a protein of 796 amino acids. The record is from RefSeq and is a predicted model, not a curated record. Gene Ontology annotation, biological process: transmembrane transport. Gene Ontology annotation, cellular component: membrane. NCBI's taxonomy places the organism in Eukaryota, Metazoa, Arthropoda, Insecta, Lepidoptera, Nymphalidae.